GAAGGCAGGAGGUGCUGCAGGCUGGUAAUCAUCUGAGGAGCUUCAAAACUAUACGCCAGGGUCUGAAUUAUGCCCCCCAAAAAGAAGAAAGGAGGGAAGAAAUCGGGGAAAAAGAAAGCCGAAAAGGUCGAGGAGCCACUGACAGAAGAGUGCAAGGAAUUUUACUUGCUGCAAAUUAAAGACCUGGAGGAGCAGGUCCAGAGAUACCAAGCCAAAUGUGAUGAGCUGGAAGUGCGAGAAAAAGACCUGAUCAAUGAGUACGAGACUCUGAAGAAAGACAAGAAGGAAAUUGUGUCUUUCUUGAAGCGCACCCUCGACCAACGAGCAGAUGAGCUGGCGGACUUAACUGAUCGCUUUUUGGGGCUCCAGCAGGCCAAAGAAGCCGAGAAGGUGGCAUUUGAGGCACAGCUGGCUCAACUGCGGCACGAGUUUCAAGAGACCAAAGAUCAAUUGACCUCUGAGAACAUGGUCCUGGCUGGGAAGUUAGCAUCACUGGAGGAGUUCCGGCUCCAUAAAGAGGAGAUGAUAGCCAAAAUAGCCGGCCUGGAAGCACUUGUGAAAAGCCAAGAGGAUGAGCACCAGGCUGCCAUAUAUGACCUGGAAAAGAAAAAUGUCCUGGACAAAGACAGGCUGAAAAAGGAGAUGUUGGAGAGAGUUGCUUCAGUGGCAGUUGAAUUCCGUCGGGUGUCAGACAAGCAAACGGCAGAAACCACAAAACGCAUGAUACGAGAAAAUGUGCUGUUGAGUGCUCGGCUGAGCAAAGCGUCGGCCAAAUGCAUCGAGGUGCUGGAGGAGAACCAGGCGCUCAAAGAACAAGAGGAAAUUCAGAGACGCCAGCUGGGAGUGGUGGAACAGGGGCAGAAUGACCUGGCCAGGAGAAGUAUCAGCAACCAAAAGAUAGUGAGAAUGCUGACUGAAAAGUGCAAGACACAGCAGAAUAUUUUGCAGUCAUAUGUGAUCCAAGAUCAGGAGACCACCCAGCUACAGUCCAGACAUGUUGUCCUACAGAAAGAACUGGAUGCAGUCCGGCAGGAGCUCCAAACGGCGCAGAAGGGGCUGGAACUGAAAAACAAGGAGGCUGAAGAACUGAAGCAGCAUCUGAUGGAGGAACAAGAGGCGCGAGACAAGAUGGGACAGAUCCUGAAGGGGGCGGCGUUCGCCCUCAAAGAAGUGCUUCUGGAGACAUCAUCUGAAGACGAGCCUCUAACAGACGCUCAGGAUUCUGCCAUCAGAAGUCAGAUGUUGCAGGCCCUCUUAUCCCUGCUUGACAGUGCGGCCAUGCUGGGACUAGGACCAGCCCUUAAGGAGUUCUUCUUGGAUGCGCCUGAUUUCUUGAUGCAUAAAAUGGAACCAGGAGGAAAAAGAUCAGAAGAUAUUUCUGCAAAUGUUAAGGCCCCGAAGCUCCUCCCGCACUAUAAAAUGGAAGAUCUAGGGCUGGUUCCCCGGCCUACCCAGCCCAUUAAUUUGCCAAAAGUGGACAUACUUUCUAAAACUUCAAGGAACGGAAUGGCUAAACAUCUAACUCCUCUCCACAAACAGCAAGCUGCUCUUUCAGACAAGUCUCUUGAAGGAAGGCCUGCAGGUUUCUUGCCACAGAUCAAAAUGGCGCUUACAUCUUCUACAGCACAGACCUGACAGAAACACUGGAAGAAAAGCACAUGCCAGUCAUACCCAGAGAAGGACUCCUGUAUGCCCAUCACACCGAGAAAAAAGGCAGUUACGCCCAGACUCUCCUGUACUGUAUACCACUUCAACAAUGACUCCUAUGUACCAAUUACAUCUAGAAAAAGAGACAUCUGCCUGUUAUGAGAAAUGUAUGUCCACACAAAGACUCCUGCAUGCCCCUUAAAGACUAAUGUGUGCCCAUUGUACUAUACUCAAUCAGUACAAAAUUAUAUUUUUGUGUAACAUUAAAAUGAUUAAGAUCUCCAAAGUAUAUCAUUGGCCCCAUAAGUCAGUAAAGCCAACACAAACCCAUACAAAUGUCCAACGCAUACAGCAGUGAGGCAAAUACACAAGAAAGCCCAUCUUGUCUCCCCAGUAAGUUAACAGAUGCUGUUUUUAACCGUUUUGUAUAUAUGUGACUGAACAGACAUUGGCUGGCAUGGCGACACGACUGCUACAGCUGUGUCAUCAUAGCAGUUAAUUCAUCUUUGGCUGCAUGUUCUCUCAGUAUCAGAGGAACCUCAUUUUCUUCCUACAUCCAUAACACAUGAUGUGAUGUUGUUUUCUUUUCUUUCUUGGAGUGUAUCCAUUUCUGUGCUCUUCAAUAAACUAGUGUGCCAUUCAA
Molecule: messenger RNA, 2290 nt
Organism: Polypterus senegalus (gray bichir)
Lineage: Eukaryota; Metazoa; Chordata; Cladistia; Polypteriformes; Polypteridae
Gene: cfap157
Product: cilia and flagella associated protein 157
Exons: 9
Coding region: 70-1635 (521 amino acids)
Biological process (GO): sperm axoneme assembly
Cellular component (GO): cilium; ciliary basal body
Molecular function (GO): microtubule binding
Source: RefSeq, a predicted model, not a curated record